Messenger RNA from Megalops cyprinoides (Indo-Pacific tarpon), 1840 nucleotides. It is a transcript of the gene n4bp2l2, whose product is annotated as NEDD4 binding protein 2-like 2. Lineage: Eukaryota; Metazoa; Chordata; Actinopteri; Elopiformes; Megalopidae. The record is from RefSeq and is a predicted model, not a curated record. Gene Ontology annotation, cellular component: nucleus. Gene Ontology annotation, biological process: negative regulation of transcription by RNA polymerase II. The coding region runs from base 76 to 1809 and encodes 577 amino acids. Gene Ontology annotation, molecular function: transcription corepressor activity. The transcript is spliced from 6 exons.
CCGGUGCGGGGCUAUGGCGGCAGUUUGGAUGCUGAAGCUAAAAUAUUUACAUAAUGUGCUACUUUCAAACACGUUAUGAUGCCAGAGAUUGAAACUGGUAAACCCACUUCUGGAACCGAAGAGGGAGAAGCCAAAGGCUCAAUCCAGCACAAGCAGAUAUCAUCUGAUGUGGAAACAAAUCCACAGAGCCUUACAUGUGAGGCUGAGAGAGGGAGCACAAGCCAGGUAAAAGGGACUGAAGUCACAGCAGAGGAUGGAGCCGGGGGCUUGCAGUACCCUGAAAGGGGUGACUGCCCCCAACAAGGUCAAGGUUCAUUUCAGGGCCACAUUUCCCCUGUGAAUUGCACAGGUGAUGGAACAAACAGCAGCCUCUCAGCAGAAGACACAGAGGUCGUUCCCUCUGUCUGCGAUGAGAACCAGGAGAAGCCAGAGCAGAAGGACCGAAAUAUUGUUAUGAAAGAUUUGGGGAUCACCAGCACUGCAUUUAUUGGGCCUGUGUGUCGGCCAGUAGAGUCUGAGCCAGCACCUGAAGUGGACAUAGAGGACAAACUGAGUGAGUUUUACAAAGAGCUUGAGGAGACUGAAUCGGGGGACUGCCUUGACGGUAGUGCCAACAGUGGGAAGAGAGACUCUGAAUCACGUCAACCACAAAACCCGCCCUGGCCGGAGGAAGAACGUUUUAAUACCAGCAGAGACACCGGGUCUUCGCGUGGGUCUCGUCCGUACCGGUACCACCACCGUGAUAACUGGCGCCCCAAGAGACACAGACCCAACUUUCAACAAGGGCCAGGCUGGGGCGGGCCUGACCCACCUUUCUACCCAGACCAAUGGCAGUACCCUCAGGGUUUCGGGGAUCCGCAGGGUCCCCCUUACCACAGCUUCCAUAGACCUCCCUACCAUCGGCCACCUGGUCCCCUCCCUCCCCCUCCACCCCCUGGAUCUUUCUACCCUCCAGAUUUCAGGCCAGAAAUGAAUGAAUAUUAUGACUAUCGUGAGAAUGGAAACCAUUGUCAGUGGGAGGAUUCACACUUCCCAGCAGACUCUGGGUAUCCAGGUUAUGAUAGUUCAGGGGGUUACGAUGCCUCUCAGGGCUAUGGUGGCCCCCCCUAUCCCCCGAAUGACUUUGAUUACCGCAGAGAGAGCCAUGACACUAGUGUCUCCGACUGUAGAGAAGGAGGCUGGUCUCAGCCUUAUGGGGGCUCUGAAUGGCAUCAGAAUUAUGAUUCAGCAUCGGAACCCCGCCCACAGCGUCACCAGGAGGAGGAAGGUCUCUGGCCACCAGGCUCAGACUGUGACUAUCGUCCUAACUCCCUUCUGGUUCUGAUCCUGAUGAGGGGAGUGCCGGGGUCGGGGAAGUCCACACUGGCCAAGAAGUUGCUGUCCUCGGGUCCCAAUGGGUUGAUUCUCAGCACUGAUGACUACUUCUCCCAGGUUGAUGGCUACGCCUAUGACCCCUCCCUUCUUGGACAUGCACAUGACUGGAACCAGAACCGAGCUAGAGAAGCAAUGGAUGACGGUCGCUCUCCUGUAAUUAUUGAUAAUACUAACAUUCAAGCUUGGGAAAUGAAGCCUUAUGUGAAAAUGGCCUUACAGAGAGGAUAUAAUGUUGAAUUCUGUGAACCCGACACCAGCUGGAAACUGGAUCCCGUGGAGUUAGAGAAGAGGAACAAACAUGGUGUCUCCCGGCAGAAAAUAGCACAGAUGCUGGAGCGAUUUGAGCUGCCCAUGUCUGUGGACAUUGUUCUGAACUCUCGAGAUCCACCUCAUAAAAGUUCAGAGCGGCCGCCAGCACAGCACCUACCGAGGUAGAGUGACACUGCCCACUCCCCUGGGUCCUGAC